This is a messenger RNA of Anopheles marshallii, 2676 nucleotides long. RefSeq names its product pre-mRNA-processing factor 40 homolog A (gene Prp40). Gene Ontology annotation, biological process: mRNA cis splicing, via spliceosome. Lineage: Eukaryota; Metazoa; Arthropoda; Insecta; Diptera; Culicidae. The coding region runs from base 1 to 2676 and encodes 891 amino acids. Gene Ontology annotation, cellular component: U1 snRNP; U2-type prespliceosome. Gene Ontology annotation, molecular function: protein binding; RNA binding. The transcript is spliced from 3 exons. The record is from RefSeq and is a predicted model, not a curated record.
AUGUCGGUGCCACCGUUGGCCGGCACCCAGCCAUUUGCACCGUCGCUGGUGUCACACUUUAACAUUCCCCCGCCGGGUUUCGGUGCUCCCGGUGGGGGUGCAGGUGGUCCGGUGGCUCCCGUAGCUACCGCAGUGGCCCUUGCUGCUGCGGCUGCUGCUGCAGCGGCGAAUGGCACGAUCGUAGAUCCUGCCGCCUCUGCCGUGGCACCUGGCGCACCGCUGGCGACGGGCAUCGUGAACGAAUGGUCGGAACACAAGACACCAGAGGGCCGCACGUACUAUUACAACAGUAUCACCAAGCAGAGUUUGUGGGAGAAACCGGACGAGCUGAAAACACCGGCCGAAAAGCAACUGAGCCAAUGUCCAUGGAAGGAGUACCGGUCGGAUUCGGGCAAGCUGUACUAUCACAACACGGUCACGAAGGAAUCACAAUGGGUAGCACCGCCGGAAUAUCUGGAGCUGAAAGAGAAGGUCGCUGCAGAACAAGCAGCGGCCGAGGCAGCUAAAGCUGCCGCUCUGAAAACAUCCGCCAUGGCAAGCAGCAUGCUGAUGCAGUCCGUGGUGCUGCCCGUCGUUUCACCGGCCCUGGCCGGUGCACCGGCGGCAGCCACAUCGAGCACCGUACCAGCCACCGUAAGCGAGGUGCCACUUGGGCUGAGCUCACUCUCAGGUGUAACGCCCGGGUCGGCCGAAAAUUCGUCGUCCGCGCUGGAUCAAGCGAUGGCAGCGACCCUGGCCGCCAUUGAAGUACCGGACGAUCCGAUUGACAAACGUGAUGAUGAAUCACAGCCGGGCCAAACGGACGAGGAGCCGGCGAUGGAGUUCAAGGACAAAAAGGAAGCGAUCGAAGCGUUCAAGGAGUUCCUGAAGGAGAAAAAUAUUCCCUCCAGCUCAUCCUGGGAGCAGUGCGUGAAAAUCAUUCAGAAGGAUCCGAAGUUUAACGUGUUCAAGAAGCUUAGUGAGAAAAAGCAAGCGUUCAAUGCAUACAAAACACAGAAGCUAAAAGACGAACGCGAGGAGCAGCGACUGAAGGCGAAAAAGUCGAAGGAAGAACUGGAGAAGUUCCUCAUGUCCUCGGACAAGAUGAACUCCACGCUCAAGUUUUACCGGUGCGACGAGCUGUUUGCCAACCUGGACGUGUGGAAGUCGGUGCCGGAACAGGACCGGCGCGAUAUCUACGAAGAUUGCAUUUUUAACCUGGCCAAGCGGGAAAAGGAGGAAGCGCGCGUGAUGAAGAAGCGCAACAUGCGCGUGCUGGGCGAACUGCUCGAAGCGAUGACCUCCGUCACGUACCAGACGACAUGGUCGGAGGCGCAGGUCAUGCUGCUGGACAAUGCGUCCUUCAAGAACGACGUCAACCUGCUCGGUAUGGACAAGGAGGAUGCACUGAUCGUGUUCGAGGAACACAUCCGCGGCCUGGAGCGUGAGGAGGACGAAGAGAAGGAGCGCGAAAAGAAGCGCCUCAAGCGUCAGCAGCGCAAAAACCGCGAUCAGUUCCUUGCCCUGCUGGACACACUGCACGAAGAGGGUAAGCUGACGUCGAUGUCACUCUGGGUGGAACUCUAUCCGCUUAUAUCGGCCGAUUUGCGCUUCUCGGCCAUGCUCGGUCAGCCCGGUUCGACGCCGCUGGAUUUGUUUAAGUUCUACGUAGAAAAUCUGAAAGCACGGUUCCACGACGAAAAGAAGAUCAUAAAGGAGAUUCUUAAGGAGAAGGAAUUUAUUGUCGUGCGGAUUACAACGUUCGAAGACUUCGCAACGGUAGUGUGCGAGGAUAAGCGUUCGGCAACGCUCGACGCCGGUAACGUGAAGCUGACAUACAAUUCGCUGCUCGAGAAAGCGGUGGCUGCGGAGAAGGAACGGCUGAAGGAGGAGACACGCCGCAUCCGGAAGAUGGAGAACGAGCUGAAGGGUGUGUGGCUAGAGGCCGGUCUGACCGCGGUGGACAGUUGGGACACGGCACAGAAGCUCGUGAUCGAUCGCGAGGUGUACGAGCUGUACGAGAAGGAGGAUAGGGUCGAGCGGCUGUGGGAGGACUAUAUCAAAGAGGCGGAGGAUUCUUGUAGCCAUCACCAUUCGCGAUCGAAAAAGUCGAAAAAGAGCCGAAAGCACAAGAAAAAAUCCCGGUCCUCGUCCAAAUCGCUGUCGGAAGCGUCGGAUAUUGAGUAUGAAAAACCAUCCUCUAAGAAGAAGCGUAGAUCCCGCUCACGAACUCCACUUACGGCGAGCGAUCUGUCGGAGAGUGAGCACGAACUGCACGACGAACCGAUGCACCAUCAUAACGACCAUCACGGUAGCGACCGGUUAGAUCGUAAGCGGAAAAAGAAGAAAAAGCACCAUCGUAAACCGUCCCGUUCGCCCUCCUACGAAGAAGUGCUUGUGAUGGAGAAGAAUGGCGGUGGUGGUGGUGGUGCGUCACGUUCGCGGACACCCUCACCGGAGAUAGAGAAGAAAAAGAAAAAGAAGGACAAAAAGAAAAAGGACAAACGCCGAACGUCCCGAUCGAUUAGCCGGGCCAGCAGCGGUGGCCGGAUUCGCAGCCCGCUGGACGAGGGUCAUCGGAGCCGGGGCGGCAGCAGAUCGUCCAAAAUGGCGGACGAUGCGGCACUGAGUGAGUCGGAACUGGAAUCGCAACGGGCCGCGCUGUUGGCGCAAUUAAACGAACAGAUGGACGAGUAG